AUGGCGACGAUCAAAGCUUCUCGGAUACCAGCCAUGAUUUACGGCACGGCAUGGAAGAAGGAAAGAACUCGCGACCUAGUCCGGCAAGCGGUUCUCGCAGGCUUCCGUGGUGUGGACACGGCGGCACAACCGAAGCAUUACCGCGAGGAUCUGGUUGCGCAAGGCAUCGCCGAUGCCAUGAAGGCCGGAAGCAUCAAUCGAGAGCAGCUCUAUGUUCAGACCAAGUACACCUCCGUGGUGGGUCAAGAUCCAAGGAACAUGCCCUAUAACCCGCAGAGCAGUAUCACGGAUCAGGUGAAGGAGUCGGUCGAGUCUUCGCUACGCAACUUCUCGAUCAUAUCAACAUCGAAGGAUGAGACAUAUCUCGAUUGUCUAGUUAUGCACUCCCCCUUACCUUCGCAAGCCCAAACUCAAGAAGCGUGGCGUGCGAUGGAGAGCUAUGUCCCCCACACGAUACGAACUUUGGGCAUUUCAAACAUCUACGACCUACUUGAGCUCAAGAAACUCUAUGAACACGCUUCGAUCAAACCAUCUGUGGUCCAGAAUCGCUUUUACAGAGACACAGGCUAUGAUGCUGGUGUCCGAGCCUUCUGCGAAGCAAACAAUAUCGUCUACCAGAGCUUCUGGACCUUGACAGCUAACCCUGACUUUCUUCAAUCACAGCCCGUACUGGAUCUCGCGCAAGCAGCCAAAGUCACUAGUGCCGUGGCACUUUAUGGAUUUGUUCUGGGACUGGGUCACAACAUGAGCAUCCUGAAUGGGACGACUAAUCCUAGGACGAUGAAGAACGAUCUUGUUGGUGUGCAUGCCGUAAGAAAGUACUUGUCAUAUCAAUCCACCACGGCACGCAAUUUGCGAGAUGACUUCAGUGCUCUGCUCGAGCGGUAA
Messenger RNA from Recurvomyces mirabilis, 888 nucleotides. RefSeq lists its product as uncharacterized. The coding region runs from base 1 to 888 and encodes 295 amino acids. The transcript has a single exon. Gene Ontology annotation, cellular component: cytosol. Gene Ontology annotation, molecular function: aldose reductase (NADPH) activity. The record is from RefSeq and is a predicted model, not a curated record. Lineage: Eukaryota; Fungi; Ascomycota; Dothideomycetes; Mycosphaerellales; Teratosphaeriaceae.